AUGGCUCCCUCCAGCACUUGGGCUGCCUCUGGCAAGAAGCCUUCAUCCACCAAGGCAAAACCCAAGGCUUCUUUGAACAAGAAGCCUGCUGCUGCAGAUAUGAAAAAAAGUUUGAGAGCUUGGAAGGCCUCCGGUAAGAAGACUUGGUCGAAGGAGUUGACACCAGAGCCAGAGCCUGUGGCCAAUCAUCCAGCCUCAAAUGCAAAGGCAGCAUCCACACAGGUGACACCCUCAAAGAAGACAUCUGCGCCCCCUUCAAAGACCUCGACUCCAAAGUUGAGAGUCUCUUCAACCAGAUUGUCCACACAGAUCGAGAAGGAGCUGGAGUUGCAUGAGGAGCCUGAGGAGAAGCAAGAGCCUGAGACGGCCACUGAGGAGCGUGUCAUAGAGGAGGGAGGUGAGGCCAAUGAUGAGUCACCAGAAGAAAGCCAUGUUAAAGAGACCACUGUGGAGCCAAUGGAGGGUGAAGAGGAGGGGGAACAGCCCAGGAAGGGCCUCUCUGAGAUCCUUGCCAUGGUCCAACCCUUUGGUGGAGAUCUCAAUGCUUGGAGGGCAAAUGGUGGCAUGUCCAAGUUCUGGAUUGAGCUUGUCAAGUUCAUUUUGAGGCACAAUAGGAAGAAAUAUUGGCAGGCCCUGCCUUCAACUGCAGUGUUGUUCAUGGGUCCCACUUUCGAGAUGCAAUGGCACAUGAGAAUGGCUCAUGGGAAUCAACUCAUGUGGGUGGAGGGGGACAGGAAAGCUGUUGUGGGGAGGGACAAUAAGCCUCCCUUUGACUCUGGGGCCCUCAGGCAUCAGACGGAGCUUGAGGCCAUUCUGGCCAGUAACAAGGAGCCAGACGAGAACCUCAAAGCUGUGAUUGAAGCUGAGGAAAAGGCUUGGAAUGCUCUGUCCACAACUGAGCAGGUGCAGCACCUACUCGCUGUGCAGACAUACUGCCAAGCCAGUUUCAAAGGGAGUCCAUUGCUUCCUGUUUCAAAGGUGGUGACUCCGAUUCCCUCACCCAAGAAGGCAACCCCAGUGUGCUCACCUUCCCAGUCAAGGGUCUCCAUCUCUGCCGCUGCUUCUCUGCCUCCUUUGCCCUUGAAAUCUCUGUCCAUGGUCAAAUCAACUCCUGCCCCUGAUGACUCAAAGAAAGCCAGCAAGGUGCCAAAGAAGAAGCUCAGUGCAGCUCUCCUGGCUCUGGCUGCAGAAGCUGAGGUAGAUCUGCUGCCCAUGCCCAAUGGUGUCCUCCAGUCCCACAUGCUGGAAGCUCUCAAGGGCAUGACUAAAGCCACUAUGAUGGCUGCCAAGUUUGAUGCUGAUAAGGAAACUGCUGGCAAAGGCUAA
This is a messenger RNA of Dacryopinax primogenitus, 1326 nucleotides long. RefSeq lists its product as uncharacterized. The record is from RefSeq and is a predicted model, not a curated record. Lineage: Eukaryota; Fungi; Basidiomycota; Dacrymycetes; Dacrymycetales; Dacrymycetaceae. The transcript has 11 exons. The coding region runs from base 1 to 1326 and encodes 441 amino acids.